AUGAAUCCCUUGGCGUUCAUGGCCCCACAAUGGGCUCAGGGAGGGACGAACCAGAUUGGCUUCGCCAUGGCCAUCGCCGCCUUCAUGGUCGUCCUCACUAUGUUCCAGAACUUCCUCUUCAAGCAUUUCGGAGGAUACCUGGAGGGCUGCAUCCGCAAAAUAGUCAGCUCGAUGGACCCGUACGUCCAGAUCAAAUUCCACGAAGACACCUUUGACGGCGGACCACGAAACCGCGAGGCCUACACCGCCAUCGAGACCUACCUCAGCGAAAACUGCGCCUCCCAGGCGCCGCGUCUCAAGGCCAACGCCGAAGAGUACGUGAAGUACGUGAUGGAGAAGGGGAGAGCGAAGGUGGCGAAAAAUCGGCAGUUAAAGCUCUAUUCGAACAGUCGUAGCGAGCGAGAAGCUUACUGGAACUACAUGAAGGACUUCGACCACCCAGCGACGUUCAACACUCUGGCCAUGGAGAAAAAACAAGAAACAGGAAAUUAUCGAGGAUUUGGAGAGAUUUUCGACCGCACGAGAGUAUUAUCGGAGGAUCGGAAAGCCGUGGAAAAGAGGGUAUUUGCUUUUCGGUCCACCGGGGACGGGAAAAUCCACGAUGAUUGGGGCCAUGGCGAAUUUGCUGAGUUAUGA
This is a messenger RNA of Thlaspi arvense, 636 nucleotides long. The record is from the annotation of a GenBank genome assembly. Lineage: Eukaryota; Viridiplantae; Streptophyta; Magnoliopsida; Brassicales; Brassicaceae.